CUUUCUCCUCAUGAUCAUCGGGUAAGAUGUUAAACUGACUGGAGGCUGGCUUGCUCUUUUCAGUCGGGAAUCCAUCCUCUCAUUCUUCUCAUCCAUCAUAUUUAACGACUUACGAUACCCUUUAACGAUUCUGCUCAUACUUUGGAUACCCUUUACGAACUCUGAACGAAAUAACAAUUAACGCCCAUAACGAUACAAAUAUUUAACGAAAUUGCUCACACCCUACCAAUCAAUAUUUGCAAAACGCUUCGAGUAUGACAUCUUCAUUCGAAGCUCAACUGGCUCCGAUGCCAACAUUAACAUCCGCAUCAACAGAUGAGGAUAACGGCUCAUUGGAAGAAUUUCCACUUCAAGAUGAACGCAGACUAUCCACUGCACUGACCAUGGUAUCUCCUUCGACGGAUCAAUUAGGACUUAAGCCUGCCAAAUCUGCACCUCGACCGAAAAGGUUGUCAUUGCAAGUACUCAAAAGACCUUUAUUGCGCGCAACUCGAGCUUCAUCUUCUAUCGCUGUCAAAAAGAACAGUAAAGAUGAACAGGAAAAGAAAGUCGCGACAGAAGCACUGCAAAGUGCCAUGACGAAAAGUGAUCCCAACAACUCACAAGAUUCAUCGCACAAACGAGAAUCACGCAGGGUGAGCUUUAGUCCUUCCACUGAGGAUGCAUCUAGAGAAAUGGAAGCCGCGAUUAAGGCAAGGGAGGAGAAGAAACCAGAAGAGAAAAGUGGCCCAUCUUUUGGUCUCUUCAAAAAGUUGCGUUCGGUCACUGCUACUCCAAAGCCUAUCUUGAAACGUAGCUCAAGUUUUGAUGAUACCAUCAGUAGGAGCAAAGGUGCAGCAAUUGCAAAUCAACGCCGACCUUUACGUAGAUCGAUGUCUAUCUCAGGCAAGGGCAUUCAUCUGAAUUUUCAGCCACUAUCUGAUCCGACAGAAGGUCAAAAGACAGUAAACGACAAAGGCAAGCCAUUAAAGCCAAAGGUUGCACGUCAACAAGCAAUUGCAGCUAGACAUGCCCGUGUUCUGGAAAGGAUCAUCAAUGCGGGUUCAUCGAUCGAAUUGGAAGAGAUUAAAGCAAAGAGGAUUAAGAAGUUGGGUGAGCAAAAAGUGAAUUCGCGUACACAGGUGCAACAAUACCCCGUUGUCUCUCCACGAAAGAUCAAAGCACUCAAGCAAGCUUUACUCAAUUAUGAUUUGGCAAAUGGAAUUAUUGGCGAGCUGCGAGCCAUGAAAAUCGAUUAUCCCGACCUGGAUGACCUGGCAAACAGUGCAGCUUACGAUCAAAAGAAGCACAGUGAAGCGCAAGAUGCAUUGCAAGGUGUUAUCGAAAAUGACAAUGAGUACAAGCAAGAGCGCAAAGCUGCUGAAGCAAAGCAAGAACAUAAAAAGAUCCGCCCUCAACCGAUUCGUGCUGUCUGUCUGAACUGUACAGAAGAAGAAGCAGCUAAUCUUAAAAGCGCCUCACCAGCAAAUCCAGCUGAAGUGGGAGAAACGAAAACGUCUUUGGUCAAAGAGACUGCAGUUUCGUUGGCAGAGGCUGGCAUGAUGGCAGUUGCGGUGAACAAGAUUGGAAAUUGGUUCCGAGCAGGAGGUACUCCUGAAGAAGUUAAUUCGGUGACUGUUGAAUCGAAGACGGCUGUUGGAGAGACGAUUGAAUAUGCGUACGAGUUGCAAGACGAUAUCAGGAAAGGUGAUGUGAAUGAAGCUUUGGCAGAUACUGCUAGACUUGGUGCUGCAGGUCUUUCUGUCGUUCAGCCUACGGCAGGAGCAAUUGUGGAAAUAAUCGAAGCAAAAACACUUCCUGCAAACAAGACACCAGAUGUGGCUGGUAAAGCAGAUGUCAAAGUUCUGGUAAAUGAAAAAGGAUCGGGCGAACCUUUGGCAAGCAUUUCUAAUGCAUUCUCGGGAGUGUCACCGGUCUCUUUGAUCACUCAGCCUGCUACCUCAUUAGCCGGUCUUGCUGCUCGAAAAGGCGGAGCGUUCGAUGCACUUGCUGAUGCAUCAGCUCUUGUCAUUCAAAACUCUCACGGUGGCGUAGAGGCAAUGCAAGAAAUACGACCUCCAACCGAUCGGAUGGCAGUCUUUGUAUAUUGGUGGGGAUUCGAGUUAACAAUUCCGGAACCUAGUAUGAAGUACCUCAGCACCGCUCAUAGCGUCUCAGGUGCCUUUUUGGGAUUCUUACAAACAAUGGUGACAACUGGUGGUGUACCUGAAUUGUUACCUUUUGUGAGGUAUAUUUCAAGUUUCGUUGAUAUGGAAUUCAACGCAAUUCGAUCACAAGAUCGUAAUUCUAAAGGGGUGGUAAUUGCAGCAACUUGGUUGAUGCCUUUAGCGCUCGUUCCACGUCCUUGGGAUUAUGGUUUUGGGGAUGCACCAUCUAAGCCCUCUCAACCAGGAUCUGGCAAUCCGCCUUCAGGUUCCCCUCCUCCUUCGUUCCCUUCCGUACCACCACCUGCACUUCCACCUGGUGGUUUGCCCAUCUUACCGGUGCGUAUUUCUUCCAAUUCUGUUCCUCCAACGGUUCCUUCCACUACCGUCUUACCCGUAAAAAUCACUAAGCGAAGAUCAGCAAGCCCUUCAAGUCAUCUUUCCAGUCAAGAAAGACAUUUCGCAAACGGUCAAUCAGCCGCGAUUGCAUCUGCACAUUCUGAAUCUCCAAUCUUACGACCAAAAGUAAUGGAGCCUGUUAGUGCAUCUGGCAGUAUGAUUAAUGUGCUAGACAGUUUGCAAGAAUUACCCGAAGGAAGCGUUCGGGUGAAAUGAACACCCGUUCGUGAUUGGAUUUCGUAUCUUUUCUUAUUUUUAUCUAAUAUCAUCACACCUUUUGAAUAUGUCAUUUUUAUCUGAUAAUCUGCAAGCAGACUCAAUCAUCGCAUUGGUAGAUGAAAGCCUGAAUGAGGAAAAGCCCUAGGAAGAUUGCGCUUACAAGUGCAUGUUGAAAGUG
This is a messenger RNA of Meira miltonrushii, 2940 nucleotides long. RefSeq lists its product as uncharacterized. The record is from RefSeq and is a predicted model, not a curated record. The transcript has a single exon. Lineage: Eukaryota; Fungi; Basidiomycota; Exobasidiomycetes; Exobasidiales; Brachybasidiaceae. The coding region runs from base 255 to 2759 and encodes 834 amino acids.